Molecule: messenger RNA, 3225 nt
Organism: Cyclospora cayetanensis
Lineage: Eukaryota; Apicomplexa; Conoidasida; Eucoccidiorida; Eimeriidae
Exons: 10
Coding region: 1-3225 (1074 amino acids)
Source: RefSeq, a predicted model, not a curated record
AUGUUUAGUCCCAGUAGCGGUUCAUUUUUCGCAGGUUCUGUAGCAGGCCGUAUAGGGGGGCCCCCCGAUCCUCGCGGUCACCAGGGCCCCCCUGGCCCCCUAGCGCCCUUUGCAGCGUCCACGAGUGAGGAAGUUCCCCGCGCGCUCAGGCAAUCGUGGGAAAAGCAGCAGGGCCCUUCCCACCCCCGAUACAGCUGGCUCGCUGCUCCAACGAGGCAGCGCUUCUCCCCCUACCCCCUCCCUCCCUCCAUCUCCCCCAAGGAAUCUACAGCCACACCCUCCGGAGCUGCGGCAACGGCUGCAGCGGCAGUCGCUGCAGGGACAGCACCAGACAAACAAGACUGUUCUGUAUGUGUCAAAGCGUUCGUCGUGUCUGGCAGCCAGCUGUUGGAUCCUAAGGCCGUCGAGCAGCUCUCUCAAGAAACUCUCAGAGCGCAUGGAAGUUCAACGGACCGAGGAUUCGUGCUGUCUCCGGCGAGUUUUGAGGCUGCAUGCAGCUACUUCAAAGCGGCGGUGCUGCGACUCUACAGUCAGCAAGGCUGGCGUCUUGCCGGAGUAGAGGCUCCCCCAGUGCAGCAAGGCCAGCCUCAUGCGCCAGUUGUCGAGUUUAAAGCGAUCGAGCCGCGCCUGAGCGCUGAACCCUUGACAUCCCCUGCAGCGGCAGAAAAGGGAAAAACACGCCUGCAGACGUUGCAGAGGUUCUUAGGGCUCGAGCCAAGAACCCCUUUUCGGUGGAAUGACAGCAGAUGGAGUGCACUGCUGAGGAGCGGGUUGUUUGAAGAGGCAUCGGCAGUUGCGGUGUUGCAGGGAGAUGGCACUGCUCAAGUUCGGCUGCGUUUGCGAGAGGCCCGUCAGACAUUUCUCUCCCCAGGCGUCUCCUUUGACAGCGCGCUCAAGGGCUGUACUGGAGAGCUGACAUAUCAGGAUCUUAACUGGGGGGGUCGCGCGUGGGCCCUGAGAGGGGCCCUUCGUCGCACCCUAGGGGCCUCCAAAACAGCAAGCAGACUCGGGGGGCCUCCUCAGAGCGUUGCGAGCACGGAGGUAUCCCUUUCGAAUGAGACCCUUCGAAAAGAGGCUGCAGAGGAGGAGUCUCGACGGACGGACAAGCCGCGAAAGAAAAGCUGUCGUGUAGGGAGGGUGGAUUCUGGGGCACAAAAGGUCGAUGGGGGCAGUCGCAACCGUGCGCAUGCAGAGCCUCAAGGAGCUUUGUCAACGUUCUUGCGUGUAAAAAAUCUUGGGGUACGUGUUUACGUUUGCGUGAGCUGGGUGUUCCCGGUGUAUGUGUGCAGCGGCCUAUGGGUAGCACGCCUCGUCCUCUCCGACGUAUCCACCACGCACCAGGGGCCCCCCAAGGAUAGUCUCAACUCACAGCAAGCCUCUCUAGGAGGCGCCGCACGCAUUGUUGGUCGGAGACGAAGUGGAGCAACCUGCAGACUGGAGUUUCCUCUUGUGGGGGCCCCCGAGGGUGCGCCCCCCCUGGGGGCCCCCGAACCCGGCCAGCUUGCGAUUGGGGGCCUUCUCGAGCUCGAGGCACAUCGCCAAAUUGCUCUGUUUGCCCAGGAAAAGAGGCCAGAGGCAUCCGAGGAAACUGAGGCUUCUGCUGACGCAGCAACGAGCACUGGUGUAAGCGGCUGGGCAGCGACUCUCCAGCGACGUGUGCGGUCUGUGUGGAGGCAGGCGAGCCCCCUCACAGAUCCGCAAGAGCUCUCCCUCUCCGAAGCCGCAGCUAAUCCCCAGCUUGCCGAGGCUCCCGCUGGCCACGAUACAGCGAAAGCUAGUCUUUCGAUCUCCCUGCUACAGCGAAAAGAAGCACACCCCAGUUUCUUAGGGCCCGGCAGCAGGUGCUGCCUAGAUACACGACCAAUCCCCUCUCAGUGGCCAGCUGUGCUCUCUGCGCGCUUGACUGUGCUGCAGCCUUUCGAGGUGUCUGUACAGCUCAGUGGCCGACUGGGCGCCUCGGCCCCACUCACAGUCGCUGGUCUCUGUGAGACAAGCGCGGAGGCUAAGAAGACUCUUUGGGGCCCCCCCGCCGACGCGCAAGCGGCACUCUCCGAUGCAGCAGCAGCAGCAAGGGAGACGGGUGCAGGGGGUCGUGGUGCAGCAAUCGCGGCAGCACCAGAAGCUGCCCGAUCGGUCGCCUCAGACCGCCUGUGGGGCGUUAAAGAAUCAGGGAUGCUGCCUCAUUCGCGUGGUCUCCCCCAGUGGGCCCAAGGAGCGACUCUCAGGAUGGGGGCCUUCUUUCGCAGUACAGGAGAAUUCCUUACGGAGAAACUGACUGCCCGCGUGCCCUUCGUGGCUGCAGCGUUGCUGCAGCAGCUGCAACGACAGAGGAAGGGGCAGGCUACAAGCCCACAGUCCCAGCCCUUUGUGCGGUUGGAUGCAAAGGGGGCCCUCAGUGUCACCCCGUAUGCCUUUUUAAGUCGGCCAGAGGGAAAAGUCGCCUCGGGGAGGCUUCACAGGGGAGUCUUGCAGCGGCUGCUGCGGUUGGUAGACUUGCGAGGGCUCUGUUUGCAGUCCGUCUGGGGAGCGCACCUAUUCGUUGGAUCUCGCAUGCUGAAACUGCUGCCGCAAGGAGCCGAUGCGCUUCUGCCUCGAGCAGCGGCAGCUGCUGCAGCUGAAGGGCCCCCUGGGGAAGUGCCAACCCUUGAAUCCGAGGGGGCCCCUAGGGGCCUCGAGCGGUCACCGGGCGCUGCAGCGAUCCUCCAGGAGCCUCACUCCCUUAUUCUCUCAGCGGAGCACUCCCUCUUGCUUCCUUUUGUCAUCCGGCGACAGCUCUUGCCUGGUCAAGUGCAGACGUCGGUGCCUCUUUUUGAGCUGGUUGCAUUUGUUGAUGGCGUCAUGAUGCCCCUUUCCCUGUACUCUGGGGGGGAAAAGGCCGCGGCGGGGAGCCUCGACGCGCGAAACUCGGAAGCAGCAGUCGAUGCAGCAGCAGCAGCAGUCGAUGCAGCAGCAGCAGCAGUGGCUGCUGCUGCAGAUGCAGCAGUUGCUGGCGAUGACAGCGUUGCUUCAACUAGCAGCGUUCACGAAUCCGCCACAUCGCGCCCAUUGCCCAGAGAAACUGCAGCAGCAGCGGAUUCAGCUGCAGCAGCACAUGCAGUGCCUCCAUGGGAGGCAACGGGAGGCAUUGCUUUACGGCUCAGACCGCUCCUGCUUGGUCUCAGCUGGAACUUGAAAGCCCCAAAAGAAGGCAGCAGGUUCUUCAUUCGACUCAAGCCCAGCCUCUAG